CCCGCGCCGGCCGGCUGACCUCCGGCCCUUCCUCCGCCAGCGGGAAGCGCCGACCGCCUCCGCAUAGGUUUUGGCAGUCAGCUGAGGGAAAGGGGAAAAAGAGAAGAACGGCGAGCUGCAGUCCCUUCAACCCCGGCGGAUGUGCGCUUCCCUGCUGGGGUUCUAGAGAAUUUAAGGCAGUCCUGGAAUCUGUGAGAGGAUCUCCUUUCCCUCCCGGAGCGCGGGUCCUGGCGGGUACUUCCGGUGUGGAGCUUCGCGCUCAGCUGAGGGGUAUUUCAGCCAUCCAAAAACAACUUCACAUUUAUAUAAUGUAACAGAAAAGCUCUGAAAACAUUAAGCAAAUAAAAGUGUGGAGCCUAUUAAAGAAGAUGAACGUCUCUGGAAGUGGCUGUGGAAGCCCUAGUUCUGCAGAUAUAUCUAAUGAUUUUAAGGAACUUUGGACCAAGCUGAAAGAGUAUCAUGAUAAAGAAGUGCAAGGUUUACAAGUAAAAAUAUCCAAACUGAAAAAGGAACGCAUUUUAGAUGCACAAAGACUGGAAGAGUUCUUCACCAAAAAUCAACAAUUGAGAGAGCAACAGAAAGUCCUUCAAGAAACCAUUAAAGUUUUAGAAGAUCGAUUACGAGCAGGAUUAUGUGAUCGCUGUGCAGUAACUGAAGAACAUAUGCGGAAAAAGCAGCAAGAGUUUGAAAAUAUCCGACAGCAGAAUCUUAAGCUUAUUACAGAGCUUAUGAAUGAAAAGAAUGCUCUUCAGGAAGAAAAUAAAAAGCUUUCUGAACAACUGCAGAAGAUACUUGAGAGGGAUAAGCAGCAUCAAGCAGCUGAGCUUGAAUGUGAGGAAAAUGUUAUUCCAGAUUCACCAAUAACAGCCUUUUCAUUUUCUGGCAUUAACCGGCUACGAAGGAAGGAGAAUCUCCAUGUCCGAUAUGUAGAAAAAACAAAUAAUAAAUUGGAGCAUUCUGUGUGUACAAGUGAAUUAAGAAAAGUUUCCAAGGCUUCAACUCAUUCACAACGUAGCCCUAACGAAAAGGAAAUUCUAGUUGCUGACACUUGUGAUCAAAAUGAAGCUCCAGUGACUAAAAUACAUGGGACAAGAAGUUGCCCCACUGAUAAGUCAUCUUUUAAUUUAGCUACAGUUGUUGCUGAAACACUUGGACUUGAUGUUCAAGAGGAAUCUGAAUCUCAGAGUCCCAUGAGCCCUCUUGGUGAUGAGCUAUACCACUCUCUGGAAGGAGUUCACAAGAAACAGCCUUUUGAGGAAUCCGUGAGAAAUGCUAAAGAUAGUUUAAGAUUUUCAGAUUCUUCUUCAAAGACUCCUCCUCAAGAAGAAUUGGUUCCUAGGGUGUCAUCUCCUGUAUUUGUACCUACAUCUACUAUGAAAAGUAGUUUGGGUUUGAAUACAAGUUUGUCCCCUUCUCUUUUGGACACUGGGAAACAAAGCCAUCUCAAAGCAGCCCCUUUCAGCAGCACUUCUAUUUCUAGAUCAGAGAAAACUAGAUCAAAAUCUGAAGAUAGUGUCCUUUUCACACAUCAUAGUCUUGGGUCUGAAUUGAACAAGGCCAUUAGCCAGUCAUCUUCUAGUAAGCAGAUUCUUAAAAAUAUAAGUGAAUCCAUAAAUGAACAGGAUAUUACUCUUCACAUUAAAGAGGCUGUUAUGGAUAAACAUAUAGUGUCUCUGAAAUCAUCGGGAGGCAGGACAUCCAAAAGGAAGAAAACUGAGGAAGAAAACGAACAUGAAGUAUGCUGCCCCCAAGCCUCUUUUGAUAAAGAAAAUUCUCUUCCUUUUCCAAUGGAUAGUCACUUCUCCAUGAAUGGGGACCAUAUUAUGGAUAAACCUCUUGAUCUGUCUGAUCGGUUUUCAGCUAUUCAGCGUCUAGAGAAAAGACAAGGAAUUGAGACUUCCAAAAACAAAUUCAAGCAAGUGACUCUUUAUGAAGCUUUUAAGCCCAUCCCAAAAGGCUCUUCCUCAAGCUGUAAGGCCUUGGAUGGGGGCUGCAUGGUACCCAAAGAUUCCCCAGAGGAAUCCUGUCUUCAGGAGUGUGUACACCAUCCUUCACAUAAAUCCCCUCCAUACAGUAAAACACCAUUACCUAUAAAAGAAGAAAAUUCCAUCUUCAAGAUCCCUCUACAUCCACAUGAAAGUUUGGCGACAGAGAAUCUUUUUGAUGAUACAAAGGGUGCUAGUUCUAAUGAGCCAAAAAAAGUAAAAGCCAGGUCACUUCACGGAGGAUGUGAACUUGCAUCAGUUCUUCAGUUAAAUCCCUGCAGAAUUACCAAAACAAAGUCUAACAACAACCAAGAUGCAUCCUUUGAAAAUAUCCAGUGGAGUGUAGAUCCAGGAGCAGACCUUUCUCAGUAUAAAAUGGAUAUUACUGUAAUAGAUACAAAGGAUGGAAGUCAGUCAAAAUUAGGAGGAGAGACAGUAGACAUGGACUGUACACUUGUCAGUGAAAGCUUGCUUUUAAAGAUGAAGAAGCAAGGCCAAAAAGGAGAAAAAAGUCCAAAUAGAGAAAGAAAGAUGAAUGAUAGCUUGGAAGAUUUGUUUGACCGGACGAUACAUGAAGAAUAUGAAUCCUGUUUGGCAGACAGUUUCCCCCAGGUGGUAAAUGAAUUGGAGGAAUUAUCUGCUGCCACAAGGAAACCAAAUGCACACAAUGAUAAACAAGAUAAAGUCAAGCAGAAAGCAUUUGUGGAGCCAUAUUUUAAAGAUAAUGAGAGAGAAACUAGCUUACGAAAUUUUCCUCAUAUUGAGGUGGUUCGGAAAAAAGAAGAAAGAAGAAAACUGCUUGGGCACACAUGUAAGGAAUGUGAAAUUUAUUAUGCGGGUAUGCCAGCCGAAGAAAGAGAAAAGAAGUUGGCUUCCUGCUCAAGACACCGAUUUCGCUACAUUCCACCCAACACACCAGAGAAUUUCUGGGAAGUUGGUUUUCCUUCCACUCAGACUUGUAUGGAAAGAGGUUACAUUAAGGAAGAUGUUGAUCUUUGUCCUCGUCCAAAACGACGGCAGCCUUACAACGCAAUGUUUUCUCCAAAAGGCAAGGAGCAGAAGAUAUAGAGGCUGAAGCAGAAACAGGGCAGAGGGCACUUUUUUCCCUUUUAGUUAUUUAUAGUUAGUUGGUAUUAAACAUUGAUGUUUUUUGAUCUUCUGUAAAUUGACCUACAAAUCAGUUUUUCUAUUAAAAAUGUUUUUAAAUAGCAUUUACCUAACACAAAUGACUAUUUAAAA
Fukomys damarensis (Damara mole-rat) is the source of this 3224-nucleotide messenger RNA. RefSeq names its product RB binding protein 8, endonuclease (gene Rbbp8). The record is from RefSeq and is a predicted model, not a curated record. NCBI's taxonomy places the organism in Eukaryota, Metazoa, Chordata, Mammalia, Rodentia, Bathyergidae. Gene Ontology annotation, biological process: double-strand break repair via homologous recombination; DNA double-strand break processing involved in repair via single-strand annealing. Gene Ontology annotation, molecular function: flap-structured DNA binding; double-strand/single-strand DNA junction binding; damaged DNA binding. The transcript has 19 exons. Gene Ontology annotation, cellular component: site of double-strand break. Bases 369 to 3053 code for a protein of 894 amino acids.